UCUCCACAGUUCCUGAUUUCUCUUCAUAUGCUACAGUUUACAGCUUUCUCUUUACACCAAGCAGAAGCAGAGUAACAGAGUGUCGGUGCUGGAUGUGAACAUGAGACACACUGUGCUCUGUGUGCUGGGGUUUUUCUCACUCUACUGUGGACAUGCUCAAGAUGCUGUGUUGACCAUUGAACCAAACUGGUCCACUUUAUUUACCGGAGAGUCUGUUACCUUCAUAUGUGACAUGAGGGAAGGAGAAGACACCGACUGGUAUUACUCAAUCUGGAAGGAUGGUGGAGAAUUUAUCCGCUCCAAGAACUAUAUAUUACAACCACUAGUUAUAGGUUACAGUGGUGAAUACCAGUGCUUUGGUGAUCACAAAAUCUCGCCACCUUUUAGAAAAGAAAGUAAUAAAGUCUCUCUAACUGUAUCAGGAGAAUCAGUGACUCUGCGCUGUAGACAUUGUACUCAGACAGAGGAGAAGAAUGCUGUCUUCUACAAAGACGGAUCACCUAUUCAAAUAGACACGAACCAUCAGCCACUGAUAAUAUCAAAUAACACAGUUCAAGUAAAAUCAGAUGGGAGCUCUUACACGUGUAAAUUUGAGGACGAAGAAUCCGAACCAAUAAAACUGAAAAUGGAACCCCAACCAAAGGCCCAACUGAGCAAAGACAUUUCAGUAGAGGGUAGUGUGACCCUGACCUGCUCUGUGAUCACAGCAUCAUCAACAUCAUCUUCAUCAUCUUCAUCUGAUUGGAAAUACUUCUGGUACAGAGAAGAUAAAACCUCUGGACCUCUGACCUCACAAGAUGUUCUUCUCUCAAAUGAAACAAUCCGUGUCUCAGUAGGAGGAGUCUACAGGUGCAGAGGAGGAAGAGGAGAACCUGAUUACUACACAGACUACAGUGAUCCAGUUACUGUCAACAAAAAGAUUGCAGGCAGGGCUGUUGUGACUCUACAACCGAACUGGUCUGAAAUAUACAGAGGAGAGAAGAUCACUCUCAGAUGUGAGAUCCAGGAAGGUGGAGACACUGAGUGGACAUAUGGAUGGACAACAACCAGCUCAAACACAUUUCCAACAGACAAGGCAUAUACUAUUAUCAGUGCUACUGAGUCCCACAGUGGACAAUACCGUUGUUUGGGUAGAAGAGACACCUAUACCUCAACAGAGUGGAGUGAAGCCAUCACAUUGAAAGUCUUGUCAAACAAACCCCGGGCCGAACUGAGUGUUGACAACAGAGACAUUCCAGUAGGGGGCAGUGUGACCCUGACCUGCUCUGUGAACACAGCAUCAUCAUCAUCAUCAUCAUCAUCAUCAUCGUCUGGUUGGAAAUACUUCUGGUACAGAGAAGAGAAAACCUCUGAACCCGUGACCACACAAGAUGUUGUCUUCCUCACAAAUGGACAAAUCCGUGUCUCAGUAGGAGGAGUCUACUGGUGCAGAGGAGGAAGAGGACAGCCUGAUUACUACACAGAGUACAGUGAUCCAAUCGCUGUCAACAAAAAACUUGCAAACAAGGUUGUUGUGACUCUGCAACCAAACUGGUCUGAAAUAUACAAAGGAGAGAAGAUCACUCUCAGAUGUGAGAUCACAGAUGAAGGAGACUCUGAGUGGGAGUAUGAAUGGAGAACAACCAGCUCUAUAAAACCUUCAAAUCAAAAUGAACACCAUAUUAGAUCUGCUUAUGCAUCCCACAGUGGGACCUACAGCUGUAAGGGCAGAAUGAAAGGUGCACAGCAGUCUUCAACAGAGUGGAGUGAUCCCAUUACAUUGACAGUAUCAAACAAUAAACCUCAGCCUGUCCUCACUGUGUCUCCAUCAUGGCUGAGUCCUGGAGCCUCAGUAACUCUGAGCUGCAGUGUUAAAGAUCCAUCUGCAGGAUGGAGGUUCUACUGGUAUAAGGCUGUUCCCAGACUGUCAGACAUCUCCUACAGCUAUGAUCUGCUACCUGGCAGCACCAAUGGGACUGAACAGGAUUCCUACAUCGUUGAUGGACAGACACACACAGCAGGAUAUGUGUGCAGAGCUGCAAGAGGAGAUCCAGUGUUUUACACUCAUUACAGUGAACUGAAGUUUGUCUGGUCUGGAGAUGUUCAUCUAGCAGCGUCUCUCACAGUGGGUCCUGACAGAUCGCAGCACUUUAACAAAGAGUCUCUGUCACUGAGCUGUGAGGGAAACUCCACUGAGUGGAGAGUGAAGAGGUUUACUGAACCUAGCACUGUGUUUUCCUGUUCUAUCUUUGGGAAAAUGAAUGGAUCUACAUGCAACAUAGACCGUUUCUGGUUUAGUGGAGUGUACUGGUGUGAGUCUGAAACAGGACAGAUCAGCAAUGCAGUCAACAUCACUAUACAGUAUGGUGAUAUUAUCCUGGUGAGCCCUGUCCUUCCUGUGGCUGAGGGACAUUCUGUCACUCUUGGCUGCAGGUUGAAGACAGAAAAUGUUCUUUAUAAUGUGGAUUUCUAUAAAAAUGGCAAACUCAUCCAAAAUAAUACAAGAGGGGAGCUGACUAUCUCUGCAGUGUCAAAGUCACAUGAAGGCUUUUAUAAAUGUAAAGGAAACGAGUCACCAGGUCGGAGGAGUCAGACGUCACAACAGAGUUGGAUGUCAGUAAAACCAGCAUCCAGGCCUGAAGAAAUCUCUCCAUUUCCUGUGCUGUUGGUUGUUGGGCUGGUUGGUGGAGUUUUACUGAUUCUUCUCCUGCUGCUGUUUCUGUAUCGCUACAGAAAGUCAAACGAUUCAUGUUUCAGCAGGUCUCCGAGCACCAAUCAGAGCCCUGCAACAAACCACAUGAUCAACCAGGAAGAAACUCAACACAAGGAAUAUGCAUCUGUUCUCCAUGGUGAUGCUUAUCUCUACGAAACAAUCAAAGGCCCUGAAGAACCUAAACAUGAUGAAUCCAAGGAUGUCACAUAUUCUGUGGUCGAGCUUAAAAACAUUGCUAAAAAGGGGAGGAAUAACGAGCCAAAAGAGAGCACUGUUUACUCGACUGUGAAGAUGGCAUCAGCUGCAGACGACCUGUUAUAUGCCCAGGUACACUCCCACACUCAAGCCAAGAAAGAUACAGGUCCUGCAGCAGCAGAUGAAACUGUUUAGUCUGAAGUCAAACCAGGAACAGCUCUUGGUCAAUAAAUACAUCCGUCUAGACAAAAUCAACAGAAUGGAUAACAACUUGAAAACCCACAUCAUUAUUUUAAUAAUAUUUACAGCUGUAUGUAAUCAUUGUGUGCACCUUUGUUUAUUUUGUACAGUCAAUCUAAUAGCAGUUAAUUUACAGUAAAUACAUCAUAUGUCUUUUAAUCUUCUUUUAAAUGUUUGGUUGAUUGCUGUAUGCUUAAAUAAACUUUUGCUUCAACA
Perca fluviatilis (European perch) is the source of this 3343-nucleotide messenger RNA. RefSeq names its product Fc receptor-like protein 4. The record is from RefSeq and is a predicted model, not a curated record. The coding region runs from base 101 to 3082 and encodes 993 amino acids. Gene Ontology annotation, molecular function: transmembrane signaling receptor activity. NCBI's taxonomy places the organism in Eukaryota, Metazoa, Chordata, Actinopteri, Perciformes, Percidae. Gene Ontology annotation, biological process: cell surface receptor signaling pathway. The transcript is spliced from 20 exons.